AUGACCAAGAUCAAAGAGGUGCUAGCCGAAGCAAAUUUCAUGGAAUCGUCCUUGUCUGGCACCUACGUGUAUCUCCCGUGUACUGGAGAUUCCAGAGCAGCCAUGUCGGCUCUUGCAAUAAACCACGAUCGACUAGUGGUGGUGGAAAAGAGGAGGAGUGCUGUACAGUACCUGCGGUGCUGGAGGCAGAGGCGUGUGGAUAUACCGGCCAAGUACCGCGCAUCACGGCCGGAGGACAUGGCCAUGACCCUGGGGUGCAUUUCUCGGAAGGCUCGCAAUGCGAACCGACUAAAGUAUGUAUGCGUGUCAGAGUGGGAAUUUCCCAGCGAGGGCUCCACCGGCGGGUUUUGGAGAUGCAAAGGAUGCAAAGGUCUAAUCGACGGCAAGUACAGCCUACAAGCUGCAACCGCUGGCCGGAUGCUGAGUCGCGCCGCCUGGGCAAACGCAGAGCACGAAGGCGAGGACGAAGCAGCAUCCGGAUGGGCAGGACGCAGCGUGUUGAUAUCGCAGCAAUUGGCACGGAGUACUCGGGCGUCUCGACUGGCGGCGCGCAAACGCGGCGCUGCGGCCUCGGCGGGCAAGGUCACGGCGCCGUGCGAAGAGGCAGCGCCCGCCCGAAACAUUCCAAGCACCCCCAUCACGCUCCAGGGAUCCGAGCUCGACGCCGUUUUUGUCUCUCCCACCCCCCGCGGGCAGCACGUUCGUUGUGCCAAGUAUCUGGCGAGUACCUGCCCGCAGCUGGCCGCGCAUAUGCUGGCAUCGUCAAGGAGCGCUCCAAGCAUGCAUUUACGAGCAGCGGGUGGCUUUGCAGGGACGGCUUCUGGGUCUGGGGCAGCCGGCCAGGCUAUUGGCGAGAGCGUCCAAGGCUCCGCUUCAGCCCUCCAAUCUAGCAGCGACUCGCGUUGCGUCCUGAAAGCGCUAGCCAUACAGCUCUCGAACCCGAGUGACGGUAGUGCUACCUCGCACUCCCACAUGCCCCGGCGGGCCCACGACCAGGAUCGGGACAUGACUGGGGGGUCUGUCUUUUCAGGUCCCGUCCAGCACAAGGCCAAGGAGAAACAGCGCGUGGCUCAGCGAGAGAGAGAGAUCCAGUCUUGGGACCCAACAGCCAGCUGGGGGUGGCCAUCUAAAAAUCCAGCCUUGGGACGCUAA
Messenger RNA from Trichoderma atroviride IMI 206040, 1152 nucleotides. RefSeq lists its product as uncharacterized. Lineage: Eukaryota; Fungi; Ascomycota; Sordariomycetes; Hypocreales; Hypocreaceae. The record is from RefSeq and is a predicted model, not a curated record.